Trichomonas vaginalis G3 is the source of this 4773-nucleotide messenger RNA. RefSeq names its product guanylate cyclase protein. NCBI's taxonomy places the organism in Eukaryota, Parabasalia, Trichomonadida, Trichomonadidae. The record is from RefSeq and is a predicted model, not a curated record. The transcript has a single exon. Gene Ontology annotation, biological process: receptor guanylyl cyclase signaling pathway; cGMP biosynthetic process; intracellular signal transduction. Gene Ontology annotation, molecular function: peptide receptor activity; guanylate cyclase activity. The coding region runs from base 1 to 4773 and encodes 1590 amino acids.
AUGAAUCCUUCUGUUUCCAUGUCUAGCCAAGGCCCUGCAUCACUGGAGCACGGAUCCAGUAUUUGGCAGCAGCUAAUUCAAGGUAAAGUAGGGUUUUUAGAUGCACUUUUCCCUUUAUUUUAUCAUCUUUUUCAAAAUAAUACAAUUCCCGUUUUAUUAUAUUACCUUUGUGCAACAUUAUGGGGAUUACAAACAUUAUUUCUUGGCCUCUGGCCCUUUACUAAGUUCUGGGAGAGUAAUAUGACCGAAACAGAAACAAAAAUUUUCAAAUGGCUAAAAGCAGUAUGUCUUUUCAUCAACCAUCCAUACGACACUCAGCAAGCUUGUAUCAAAGAAGCAGUUUUCUUCUUAUUGAACGUAUUAUCCGUUAUUUGUAUAAUAUUCAAUAUACACUAUUAUAAGACGCACAGAUCGUUUAAAAAGUUCCUAUUGUUACCUCUACAUCCAUAUCUUCUUAUCGCUUUCAUUGGAAUUCUUCCGGCCGGAUAUAAUCUUGGAGAAACUUACAAAAAGCUUAUUCGAAAUGAAGUUGAUGCAUAUUUAAUAGUCACGAUUAUACUUGGCGUUUUUAAUGUAAUCUAUCAACUUGGAUUUCAUUAUGUCUCAAUGAAUAUGUACGGCAAAAGUGUUUUCAUUACAAAUAUGCCAUUUAUGGCGUUUGACCCACUCAUGAACUACAUUGCUGCCAUGGUCGAUACAGUAAUUUACCUCUCUACUUUUAUCUUGUCAUACUUCGCAGAUUGGGCAUGUCUAAUUGCUAUCAUAGCCAAUAUCUGUUUCCUCUGUUACUUAAUUCCUCACUUAAUGAACCUUUUAUACGUAGUUCACCUCUCAAAUAUGAUUAUUUUUGCAAUUUUUUGCUCAAUUAUCUGUUCAAACUUCAUGAUGUUUGUUGCAUACUUCUUCCCAACCAUGAAACACUCUAUUUGCUUCAUUUUCCUUCUUGCAGCGUAUUUAUUUUUUUCAGGAAUCAGCCCAAUUGUCCUUCAUUUCUACAGAAAAUACUAUAUCAAGAAGUUGUCUGUCACAGAUGAAUCAAUUAUAUCGGAUAGAAAGGAAUAUUUUGACUCAUUAAAAAUUAAAAAUUCAGAUAAAAAAGCUUUGAUGCUUUUAACGCUUGGAUUCAAAUUUGCAUGCCCAUUGUUUACAGAUUUCUCACUUAUUGAGUACUUAUUUGAUGAAAAUACUUCGACAUAUCUUUUAUCACAUCUUACUCAGAUCGUAAACUUCUUUCCAGGCGAAACAACAAUGUUAAACCGCAUGACAGGUCUUCUUAUGUCAAGGAGAGAUCUCAGUAUUGGAGCCAGAUUCUUAAUUUACCAAAUCUACAAAAUUAAAACGAUCAGACAAUACUCAGCAUCAAGUGCCGAAUCUAAUUCGAAGCUUAAUGAGCUCAGAAACACGAGUCUUCAGGUCGAAUACAUCACAAGAAGUGCUUUGGAGUCACAUGACUUAAAACCAGGAUAUUAUGAAGAACUUGCAAAAAGAUCGAACAGAACAAACGCAAUUUGGCAAGAAGCAUUGAACGAAUAUCCAAAUAACGCGAAGUUUUAUGAUGAAUAUUCACGUUAUCUCGUUGAAGCCGAAUCGAAUUACCCUGAUGCUAUAUAUGCCAGACAUAAAAGCAACAUGAUAGAGAUGGGAAAGAACUAUUCAGUUGAUUACUGUCUGAGAUCAAUGAUCAGAUGUUUCCCUGUAUACAUAAAGAACCAAAUUAUCGAUGCAAAAGGAAAUUUGCUUGGAAAGAAAUUCAAAAAGUCAAAAAGUGAAACAAACUUUACAUCGCAUUCCGAUGGUUCUGACAAAGAAAAAACAGAUGAACUCGAUGACGAUGUCAUGGAAAGUGUUGGUAGAUCAACAAUCAGCCAAUACAAGACAAGAAUUGCUUUACAUAAUGCUUUGAAAAACAAACUUCCGAAGUCAAUAACAUCAUUAAUUCCUAUAACAAUUAUUGUAUUGUUAUUGAUUUGUUUAAUGGCCAUUUUCAUUGUUAUUUUCAGCCGCUCUAAAAUAAAGAAACAAACAAUGUCAAUGGAAUUAUUGGAUGGAAUUUCGAAAACUAGAUUUUACAUUGCUCUUAAUGAUAUGGAAAUUCUAAUGAGAUAUUCAGUGGACAAAGGAAGUUACGAAAAAUAUGAAACAUUAAUGAGACAACUCGCCGCAAACUGUUCUUCAAAAGAUUAUUUGAUUAAUGCUUUCAAAGACUUUUUGUAUCAAAGUUUCUUCAAUUUGCAAAGCGCAAUUUCUGAAUAUGAUGGAAUGAUGAAUGAUUUAGCUGAUUUUGCAAAUGCUGGAUAUGAUGUCUACAACAUUUCUAAGAACUUGAUACAAACAAAGCAUCAAUUAUAUACUUGCUAUGGAGGAUAUCCCAUUUAUAUUGUUAAUGACACUGUUUCUACAAUGAUUACGAUUUUACUCGCACAUCAAUCGUAUAUUGUUACAAGAGUUAAUGAUAAUAUUUCUGAUAUGUUUACUCUACAUCAAUUCUGUGAAUUAAUUGUUAAUUUAAGACUGUUUUAUAUGACUGUUCCACAGAUAUUUACUGAUUUCUGCGAUUUCCAGAUUAGAGAAGGAGAAAAUUUGCAGAAAAAGUUCAAAUUUAUUUUAUAUACUUUGCCUGUAAUUGUAACAUUACUCGCGUUUAUUCCUAUAUUAAUAAUUCACUACCUUAUCAACAGAUCUUUGAGAGAAAUCACCCAAAUUAUAGAGAGUUUCGACACAAAAACGAAAACUGAAGCAAAAGAAUUAAUUUCUGUAAAUACUAAAAAUGAUGAAAAUGUAACACUUUCUGAGAUGAGUGUUACAUCAAAUGAAUCGGGUGUUCUUAUAGCAAUUAUAUGCAUUGUUGGUCUUAUGUUUGUUGCUAUUAUUGUUGCGAUGACGAUGUUAUCUUUUAAUUCAAACAAAGACAUUGUAAAUCUCAAUAAAUGGGAUCAAUACGCAACAUUGAGAUUGUCUUUAACAGCAGAAGUAAUGAAUACAUUAACUUUCGGAGUUGCUCAAUUCGAUAAUCCUAAUUCAACUAGAGUUUCUACACCUGCUGCUGCACAACAAAUGGUUGAUGAACUUUUAGAAGAAUUGAUGUCAGUAAAUCAUGAUUUGAUACAAGGAACUCAAGAUUCUCCCGCAUGCAAUGGAUUUGAUUCUAUUUUGGAUAAUGAGAACUUCGUGGAUAAUGUAAUUAAUGAUACUUCAAAUCUUGAUAUACAUUCGAUCUAUGAAAACUCUUCAAUUAACUCUCAAUUGAAAGUUUUUUAUGAUUACGUUUCAACAACAAGUCGUGAAUUUACAACAUCAACAGCAAUUUCGAAAGUUCCUUAUGCACAUUCAGUUCAUUUAUUGAGUUAUCAUUUAUCUCCAAAGAUGUUGAAAGUCACAACACGUUUGAAAGAACUUGCAGAUGUUACUUAUAACAAACUUGUUUUGACAAACGCACUUUUGAUUAUUCCUUUGUUUGUUUUAGUUAUUGUUUUCGCAAUUCUGGUGAGUGUUUAUUACAAUUUGAGAAGAGAUACUUAUAACACAAGUCUCUACAUUCUCAAGAGAAUUAAUCCUGUCAGUCUUGUUAACAACAAAUUGUUCAGUAACAGAUUCUUAAAGCAUGCGAAUGAAUCAACAAGUGAUAAUAAGACAGUUUCAGGAAACAUUAUUUAUAAUUCUCAAGACGCAAUAUUCUUCACAAACUCUCAUGGAAUUGUUGAAAUCGUUAAUCCAGCAGCAACAACACUUUUAGGAUAUACUCCUGAACAAACACUUGGUCAAUCUGUUUCUGUUUUCUUCGUACAAGAUGAUGAAAACAAAGUUCAUACACAGAUGGAGAUGAUCUUGAAAGGCCAGGCAUCUCCUUUCUUUGAAGAUGAUGUAACAGCAGUUACUGAUUCAUGCCAAUAUAUGCCAUGUAAAAUGACAAUCAUUGGCGUGAAAUCUCCAAAUUCUUCUGAAAUCAAGUCAUUUGUUUUAUUGUUGAGAGAUCAAACAGUUUUGAUUGAACAACAAAAACAAGCUGAACUUGCAAAAGCAAACUCAGAAAAGCUCCUUUACCAGAUUCUCCCAAGAGACAUUGUUUUGCAGAUAAACAGAGGAGAAAAAGACAUUUCUUUCACAGUUCCUUCUGCUUCAAUAGUCUUCAUUGAUGUUGUUAAAUUCUCUGAUUAUUCGAGCUCUUUGAUUCCACAAGAAAUCAUGUCAAAUUUGAGCUUUUAUUUCAACACUUUAGACACAAUUAUGACGAAAUUUGAGCUGCUCACGAAGAUCAAAUUGAUUGGAGAUAUAUACAUGGCAGCUGGAGGUUUGUUCAAUCCUGAAUUAUCUCCUCAAAAACAUGCAGAACAAAUUGUUCUGUUCUCAACAGAAGUCAUCGGAGAACUUGAAGAAAUCAACUUGAAACUUAACUCUUCUUUGAGUGUAAGAGUUGGCGUAAAUACAGGAGGUCCUAUUAUUGCAGGAGUUCUCGGAAAGGACAAACCAGUAUUCGAUAUCAUUGGCGAUCCUAUUAAUAUAGCAUCAAGACUCCAAUCAACUGAUAUUGCUAACCACGUUCAGAUUUCUCAGUCAACAUUUGAGUUGAUUUCAUCACUGAAUUUGAACAUCAAACCAAGAGGAGAAGUCUUUUUGAAAGGUAAAGGAAAACAGAUGACUUAUUUAGUUGUUCCUAACUCUAUUCAGGAUUCUGUCGAUUUGGAGAUUCCAAUGCAGUUGAGUGGAACAAACUUAGAAAUAUUGAAGCCUUUGUCUUCUUCACUCGCAAGAUUCCAAGUCGCAUCACUCAAAUAA